AUGGUUUUGCUCCAAAGGUUCUAUGAGACCGGUAUUUCAGAACAUCUUGGUGUCAGUGGAACCUCAUACUCGCUUGCAUUGAGGAGACUCGACAUCGCUAGCGAUAUGGUUAGGGUAUUAUCAGAAGUAUCCUUCGAGUCUCUCCAAGUAAACGGGGAGCCUUGCGUGGAGAAGAUACGACGAAUUGGUGUGACUCUCCUCGAGCUCGUCCAACAAAGUCAUAAUCUAGCCCUAACGGAACGUGCGAAAUCAUUGUUCUUCACCCUUUUAGAUGUUCUCUCACGACUUGACUCCCGGGUCUCCCAGGAGCUUGAUUAUAACCGUGGCUUCUGA
Molecule: messenger RNA, 333 nt
Organism: Alternaria atra
Lineage: Eukaryota; Fungi; Ascomycota; Dothideomycetes; Pleosporales; Pleosporaceae
Exons: 2
Coding region: 1-333 (110 amino acids)
Source: RefSeq, a predicted model, not a curated record